AUGCUUACACACGAAUCCACCAUUUCGUACCGAUUCCCAUCGUCGUCUGGGAGUCCAUCCCCUCCCCCCAUCGUACCAUCGUCGCCCGAUCUGGCGCAUCAAAACCAACCCGGGCCCUCCGACCCCUACCUCGCCCUCCCACCGCCUGAAGACGAGAUCCCCGACCUCGACGAACUGCCCUCCGAACAACCACCCUCGCCUCCACCUCACACGCCUGCCCCUACCAUGUCAGGGCAUCACCGCAUCACCCUCGCCGCCAACCCCCCCUACUUCGAUGGCGACAAGUCCAAAUACCUGGGCUUUGUGGACGCGUGCACCACUUACAUCGGUGCCUAUCGAUCGGAGUUCUCACAAGAUGAGACCAAAAUCCUCUUUGUCCUCUCCUACCUCCGUAACGAGAACGGCACGAGCUGCGCUGCCUCGAGAUGGGCGAUGAACUGGAAGCAGCACAACUUCGAUGGCUUCCAGGGACUGAAGGCAGGAGUCACAUCAAAGAACUUCCUGGAGGAGUUUCAGAGGGCGUUCGGGGACUCCAAUGCGGAACAAGUCGCCGCUGCUCGGCUUAUGGCCCUGCGUCAAAACAAACGGUCCUUCGCGGACUACAUCUCCGACUUUGAGAUGUUGGCCGCGGAUGCAGGCUACAAUGUGGUUGACACCACCGACGACAAAGGCGAAUACAAGAAGGGGGACCAGGAUAAUAUCCUCAUCGAGUUCCUGGAGCGCGGACUCAGCAGCGAGAUCGCCAGCCGUCUCUACAACACCGGUGUCCCUCUGCCCAAGGCCUAUGGAGCGUUCAAAGCCUGGUGCAUCAACAUCGAAGCCAAUGCUCUGCGUGACCAGCUGCGCAAAGCGUCGUAUGGGCACCCCACACAACGACCACCUCCCCAGUUCCGUCCCCAAACGGCACCAGUGGCGCCCACACCCGCUCCGGCCCGACCCGCUGCCAACGAACCGGUUCCGAUGGAAAUCGAUCGUACCCACGCCCGCGGCCGCAAUAUCAUCUGCUACAACUGUCAGCAGCCCGGGCACAUUGCGCGGAACUGCCCGGAGCCCAAGAAGAAGCGCACGUUCUUCAAUCGGGCCACAAUGCUGGAAGAAAUCGAGAACGGGGACAAGGACAACGAGUUCCUGAAGGAGAUUGCCGAGAAGCUGCGCGAGAAGGGUUUUUGA
Molecule: messenger RNA, 1170 nt
Organism: Mycena citricolor
Lineage: Eukaryota; Fungi; Basidiomycota; Agaricomycetes; Agaricales; Mycenaceae
Source: the annotation of a GenBank genome assembly